Messenger RNA from Trematosphaeria pertusa, 5586 nucleotides. Its product is annotated as cellular morphogenesis regulator dopa. Bases 1 to 5586 code for a protein of 1861 amino acids. The record is from RefSeq and is a predicted model, not a curated record. The transcript has 4 exons. Gene Ontology annotation, biological process: Golgi to endosome transport. Lineage: Eukaryota; Fungi; Ascomycota; Dothideomycetes; Pleosporales; Trematosphaeriaceae. Gene Ontology annotation, cellular component: trans-Golgi network; endosome.
AUGUCCCAUGAGCCCACGGCUAACCUGCACAUCCUCUCGCCCACGGGCUCCGGCCGUGCAUCGCCGUCUCCUCGAGUAACGCGCAACACCGCGGAAGACGCGUCGAAGAAAGACAAAAACUUCCGCCGCUAUGCCGCCGCUAUUGAGCGUGCGCUCGUUCUCUGGGACACCGCACAGCAGGAAUGGGCCGACUAUAUAUCCUUUCUGGGACGGCUAUUGAAGGCUCUCCAAUCGCAUCCGGCCGAGACGCCAGUGAUACCCCAUAGUGAUGCAGUCGCACUCCGAUUAGCGCAGUGCUUGAAUCCAACAUUGCCCUCGGGCGUCCACCAGAAGACCCUUGAAGUCUACGGCUACAUUUUCUCGACGAUUGGAAGAGACGCGCUCGCUCGUGACUUGAACAUCUACUUCCCAGGCCUUGCCUUUGUGCUCUCUUUCGCCUCUCUCUCCGUCCGCCCGCUGUUUCUCUCCAUCUUCGAGAGCCACAUCCUGAAGUUGGAUGGAGCCGCGCUCCGACCCGCCCUGAAAGCCGUGAUACUCUCCAUUCUCCCUGGCCUAGAGGACGAGACGAGCGAAGACUUUGAGCGCAUCGUCUCAGCGCUUGACAAGCUCCGCGAUGCCGUCAAGACCCACACCGACGACAUCACGGAUGCGAAGAGCGAGAGCAGUUCAUCGCAUUUCUGGCAGUGCUUCUUUUUGGCCAUUAUCACUAAUUCCUCUCGUCGCCAGGGUGCUCUUGCCUACCUUGCGCGCCGUCUGCCCAAGUUCAGACUGUCGUCUCGGCGCGGCUCUAUGACACCAGAUGCAAUAGCGUCAACCGACAGCCUGCCAGCAGAAGCCGAGGCAGCUGUAUCACCAGAACCUGGACUGCUAAUCCGUUGCUUUGAGUCUGGCCUCGCCGACUCCCAGCUACUUAUACAACGAGGCUUCCUCGACUUACUCGUGAGCAAUCUACCUUUGGACUCGCCGGUUCUACAGCAGCGGAUCAGCAAGGCAGACCUUGAGCGACUGGUUACCGCCGCCGCUGGUGUUGUCUCCCGGAGAGAUAUGAGCCUCAAUCGAAGGCUGUGGGCUUGGUUCCUUGGGCCCGAACCUUCGCCUGCCACUGAGGGCGGGGAGACUUUGUCUACACCCACCCAGGAUAUCCAUAGCUUCACGACCGACCCGACAGCGUACCACGCCGCGUACUUUUCUCACUAUGGCCUCCAAGCAUUGACACGCAGUGUCAUGAAAAUGAUCAAGCGGCCAAGCCAGCUUCCCUCCGAACGCGCCAGGCCGUUCCGCGUAUGUCUGUCGCUGAUGGACCGUUGGGAGGUUGGCGGCUUAAUCGUCCCAGAAGUCUUUCUACCCGCGUUGCAAAGUAUACAAUCAUAUAGCGAAGUCGCCACGAGAGAUCAAGUUGACGAGGUCAUGAGAAGCGCGAGCACCUUCUUCGACGGCGUCGAUAGCGGCUUGAUCUGGGGAAAGCUCAUCCAUUUGGUCACGUCUUCGCUCGAGCCGGACACAAAUCAAGAUGAGGCUCUACGGAGAAUAAAGCUAGCCAAGUUUAUCCUUUUGCGAUUCAACCUAAAGGAAGAAGAGAUGCUGCUCAAUCACAUGCCCUUGAUGAUAGCCUCGACCUUAGCGGCGCUCAAUGUAGCCCUGGACCCGACAACCAGCAUGACUUCGUUGGAUAAAGGGGUUGCAGACCUCGCCUUUGAGAUUGCAGACUCUCUUAUACAAGUCACGCCCGACCGAGCGAUCAAGGCUGAACGUGUCAGCCAGAAAGACCUAAGUUCGGCUCUAAGCAUCCUGCGGGAGACCGCCUUGCAGAAGAUUAGAGGGUUCUACGACGAGUGCCAAGGGAGCCUUGACGUAUCAGAAAAACCUUUUUCAGCUACUGAGCUCGGGCAGUUCAUGCUGCGGGAAGCAUCACAUAUGUUCGCAGAGUCCAUUGGUUCAUCGACAGCUGUUAUUUCGGCGGAAAUGCCCUCCAGGAUACUUGCGAACCUUAUAUUCAAAGUCCAGCAACUUGCGGCACUGGACGAGGUUGAUCUCCUUACCAUCUUCCAGCACGUCCUCUCCCCGGAACCAGAACUGCCGAGCCACUCCCUCCCGUUCUCCCAUCUGAGUGCUCUAACAACCGUCCUCUCAGCCUUGCAGACUGCAAGGCCACAUGACCCAUACAUCAGCGCCUCUCAAAUCUCAGAUAUCAUUCAACCACUUGUGGCCUCGUUCUGGCAGUACCUGUCGCCACUGAUGCCAAAAUAUCAUGUGGAAGCAACACGAUGCAUAUUACAGCUGCAUACAAUAGCACCUACGAAUCGAAUGGUAGAAGCAGCCGUCUCCUCAAUCAUUGUUCAGGAAUCAUCUCCCUCAGGAUCCAGCUCGCGCGACGCCGGUCGUCGCUUUACAAUUCUUUGGACACAUACUAUGCACGAGCUUAGUCUACAAUCGGAGAAACGCGGCAGCUUGUCACGGCGCACGAGUGGAACCGGUCCGCCUUCAUCUCAGUCAAUAAGCUUUCAGUCGAUCUUGAGGAGACCUUUACUUCUCCUGCUCGACUCACUCGCGGAUGAAGCCACAGACAUUGCCGCAUUUGUGAGAACGUGGCUGCAGGAUCUACCGAGCUUGAACAGAGUCUUUGAGGUACUUGCUAUUCAAUUGCAAUCUCUUCGUUGCUUCGUAGCUAGCGAUAGCUUGGCGCCGGACACGGUUUCCUACCCUCACCAUGCCGCGCUUCAGCCAGAUGAUACGAAGGAGUGCCUGUACUAUCUCAGGCACAUCUACCACAUCUUAAAGCAGCCCUCGCACUAUACUUGGGUCACACUCGCCGAAGAGCCGACCCCGCAGGCUAAUGGAUCUGCUUCCAAGACCCCGUUGCAAGAGUGGCUUAUGCGGAUAUGCAUGAAGACGCUUUGGGUCAACAUCAGUGCAGCGGAAUCUGAUGGAAGGCCCCACCUCCAAGGGCUCUACCAGGUCUCUGUUAGCAUCAUUUCGCAAAUCUACCACAGUCCGUUUGCGACGCCGCUUAGAGCUCUAGAGCUUGAAGUAUCACUAAUGGCUCGCUUACGGACACCCAGUCCCUCUUUACAGAGCCUUCUACUCGAUGCUACCCUCUUAGCGCUCAAGCUGCGUCUCGUCCCUCCGCCUGGAGAGCGAGCGCCGGAGCAAAAAGUACAGAAUCACACUCCCCAGCGAUCCAGGGUGUCUCUAGCCAUGAGCAGGGACUCUGACGACAUCGAGUCUGCGCCUAUUCCGCCACCGCAUCAAUUAGUGGACACCCUCAAAUAUGGAUUCUCUUCUCCCUCGAGCCGGUUCGUAUUGGAUGACUGGGUCCGUUUCUUGGUGGAAGUGCUCCCACUCUUUGCGGAUGCCAUUUUCCAGAAUCUGUUACCGCUUGUGGAAUGCCUGUGCAAGCAGAUAAACCAGACAUUCGAGCAGUUAAAGACCAUCUUCGCCAGCCCGAAGAUAGGGGCCGAUAUCUCCCCGGAGUCUACGCUAAUCUCGCUCAUCAACGGCCUGGAGCAGAUUCUUGCUAGGGCACAUGACCGCUUGACUAUUCAGGAAACGAAGACCGCGGCUAACAAGUCCCCGGAGGUGCAACAGGGCUUCUUUGGCAAUAUGGUCUCUGGUGUUUUCUCGUCCGAAACAAAUCAGGCGCGUACGCCCACGGCAAACACUAGGCUCACAGUUCUGCUGUGUUUCCAAGACACGGUUCGGAUCUGCUUCGCCAUCUGGUCUUGGGGAGGCUACGGACCUAAAGACGGACAACAAGACCCGACCUCAGUAUCAUCGUUUGGAUACACAUCGCUGAGGAUGCGUAAUCGUGCCCGGCGAAUCCUGGAGCACCUCUUUGCUGCGGAGGCUUUAGAGUGCUUGGAGACUUUAGUGGUUCUGUGGGCGCAAUACCCGAAGGACGACAUUCAAGCAACGGCCAUUAUGGGAUUGCUCAACGUACUGAACGGAUCUAAGCCAAAACAUACGAUUCCUGCCAUUUUCAACGCGGUAUACAGUCGUACCAACCCGAAUGCGCUAGACCCGCUCCGGAUGUCCACCUUGACUUCAGAUCUAACCGAUACCGAUUUAGUUGCUUUUCUCGUUGACUAUACCAAGUCGCUAGAGGACGAUGCGAUGGAUGAGAUAUGGCAGGACUGCACCCUCUUCUUGCGCGAUGUCCUUGCGAAUCCACUUCCUCAUCGACAAAUAUUGCCGACUCUGCUUGAGUUCACCGCGGUGAUCGGACAGAAGGUUGACAACACUAACUUCGGCGAGCAACGGAAGAUGAGGAGAGAGCUCGCAGACAUUUUCACCCGAAUACUCACAGCGGUCUUCACCACCCGCUCCAUGGGCUUCCUACAAGACCCUAACCAAGUCAUGGCCGCGGAGAAGUCGUCCACGCCUACGAACGGCAGCCUCGGCCACAAGAGAGCGACAGAUGUAAUCUCAAUCCUUAACUCCAUCGUCCCAUAUCUCCCCACCGUCCUCGCGGACAGCGAGCGCGUGACCACCGUCGUAACGAACAUGUCUACCUCGGUCAUAGGGCCUACUUUCCGCGCCAAAGCGUUCCCAGAGAAUGUCUCCAAGGGCAUUCUAGAUCUACUCCAAGGUUUGGCGAAGGUAUCCCAGGCGAACAAGUUCUGGAAGAAAGAUCUUUACGAUGCAUUCAACGAUGCGAGAUUCUUUAGCACGCCACUAUUUUUGCUGAAAGAGUCAUGGCUACCCAUCCUUGCGCAAUGGAUGCACUCGGACAAGGAACGACUCCCCGAGCUCCUCGCCCGGCUGUCGGCGCCCACGACAGCAGGAAUAAUGUUCGGCGUGGGCGCUACGUCUGCUAGACAGGAAGCCGACCGGAAAACGCAGCUUACGCUUCGCCGAAUUGCGCUGCUCCUCCUCGCCAGCCCGCAAGACACGUUCACAGCCAACAUGCCACUGAUGAUGGAGAAAAUCGUCGAACUUCUAAGUGCCACACCGGCCUCAUCUCCAUCGUCGAUAACCCGCUCUGAAGUCCUUAUUCUCCUGCGCGCCCUCAUCCUCAAGACGUCCUCGAUCCAUCUCGCACCUCUCUGGCCGGUCAUCAACACCGAACUCACAUCCGCGCUCUCCUCGCUGCUCCCCGACGCAGACAACAAAGAAGACUACAGCAACACGGGCAUAAUCCAAGCCUGCAAGCUGCUCGACGAGCUCAUCACGCUUGAUCCCGACGACUUCCAACUCAUGCAAUGGCUCUACAUAUCCGACACCAUCGACGCUGUAUAUAAGCCCGCCAACUCGACCUACCCAGCCUCGCUCACGGACGAGAUAUCGGACACGCUUAGCCGAACGGCUACGCCGUCUGCGCGCUCUAUUCCUCGGCCUCCCACGACCGCCGCGUCCGACAGUGGCGAUCCGAAGCGAAGGCUGUUCUUGGAUCCACUGAUUGAAGCGCUGGAGAAGGAGGAAGGCGCCGAGGUGACGGAUAUGGCGAGAGGCGAGCUGGUGGAUAGAGUGGUGAGGCCGUUUUUGGGGAAUCUGGCGAUGGUGGCUUUUGAGAGUACGUAUCAGGGGGGUGAAAGGGACUGGGAAGGGGUUUGGGCGAGCGUGGUGAGGGAUGCUAGGGGUGUAGAUUAG